UUUGUUUUCUUUCGAAACAGUUUGGUGAUCAUUUUCAGUUACCAUUCCUUCGCAACUCAGAGCCAUGUCUUCCGUGGAUGGAAAGCUUGCGACGGAGAAGACCAAAGCGUCGAAAGAUAAGAAGGUGAAGAAAACAGUGGCUUCAAAAGAGAAGAAGACGAAGGGCUCUAAGGUGUCCUCGUCUUCUCACCCCCCUUAUUUCCAGAUGAUAAAAGAAGCUAUCUUGGCUCUUCAUGAGAGGACGGGAUCCAGUCCUUAUGCCAUAGCUAAGUACAUGGAGGAGAAGCACAAGGGAGAGCUUCCUUCUAUCUUCCGGAAGGUUCUCGCUAUUCAGCUGAGGAACUUUGCCGCCAGGGGAAAGCUUGUAAAAGUAAAGGCUUCCUUCAAGUUAUCUGCGUCUGGAAAAAAGGGUGAAAUCAAAGCGGCGAAGGAUGUGAAAACUAAGGUUGCUACUAACCUUCAGAAGCCGAAGACAGCGGUGAAGGGGAUCAAGGCAAAGUCUGCAACUCUCUCUGCUCCAGUUAAAAGAAAGAAUAUAAAGAAGCCUAUUGCAACAGCAAAGUCUGCGAAGAAGGCUCCAGAAGCGAAGUCGGUGAAGAAGGCUGCACCUGUGAAACCCAAGCAGCCAAAAAAGCUCAAGUCCCCGGCCGCGAAGAGGCCUAAAAAGGCCGCUGCUUGAAUUAUGUUCCUUUAGUAAUUUGUGUAAAUUCUCUAGUUUUUUCGUCCUUGUAAGUCAGUUCUGCAACUUGAAUUGAUAUCUAACUAGCGUUCGUAGCUUCGUUAAAUUGUUUAGUUUUGUGCGUUUUGGUUGAUUUUAAUGUCUUCUCCCAUGCGAAUUUGAUUUGUAUUUGAAUUGUGACUUUAA
This is a messenger RNA of Dendrobium catenatum, 865 nucleotides long. RefSeq names its product histone H1. NCBI's taxonomy places the organism in Eukaryota, Viridiplantae, Streptophyta, Magnoliopsida, Asparagales, Orchidaceae. Gene Ontology annotation, biological process: negative regulation of DNA recombination; nucleosome assembly; chromosome condensation. Bases 65 to 679 code for a protein of 204 amino acids. Gene Ontology annotation, cellular component: nucleus; nucleosome. The transcript is spliced from 2 exons. The record is from RefSeq and is a predicted model, not a curated record. Gene Ontology annotation, molecular function: double-stranded DNA binding; nucleosomal DNA binding; structural constituent of chromatin.